Molecule: messenger RNA, 909 nt
Organism: Dothidotthia symphoricarpi CBS 119687
Lineage: Eukaryota; Fungi; Ascomycota; Dothideomycetes; Pleosporales; Dothidotthiaceae
Exons: 4
Coding region: 46-447 (133 amino acids)
Biological process (GO): translation
Cellular component (GO): ribosome
Molecular function (GO): structural constituent of ribosome
Source: RefSeq, a predicted model, not a curated record
CGACUGUAGCAGGAUCGAGUUCCGUCAAGUCGAAAAGUCCUCAACAUGGCCGAUUCCCAAGUCACCCUGCGCACGCGCAAGUUCAUUCGCAACCCCCUCCUCGGUCGUCGCCAGAUGGUCGUCGAUGUCCUCCACCCCAACCGCGCCAACGUCUCCAAGGACGAGCUCCGUGGCAAGCUUGGCGAGCUGUACAAGGCGAAGAAGGAGGAUGUUUCCGUCUUCGGCUUCAAGACACACUUCGGUGGCGGCAAGAGCACCGGCUUCGCUCUCGUCUACGACAGCAACGAGGCCAUGAAGAAGUUCGAGCCCCGCUACAGGCUAGUCAGAUACGGCAUGGCCACCAAGGUCGAGAAGGCCUCCAGGCAGCAGCGCAAGCAGCGCAAGAACAGGAUGAAGACGUUCCGGGGCACAGCCAAGACCAAGGGCGGCAAGAAGGACAAGAAAUAAGCGGGUGCAUCAUAACGAUGACUACGAAGGUCACGGUCGGAGUGGAAUGGCGGGUUCUCUGGAACUGGUUCGCCUGGUCUUUCAUCACGGUGGACUCGGAGUCUCAGCGGGCAUCGGCAUCGUGUACAACUACGAACGCCUGAAAAACUCUUGCGGAUAGGAACAGCAAGAUGGGUGGCGUUUGAGAUUCAUUGUCUGCUAACCCUCAAUGCAUAUCAUGGACCUUUCAAUUCUUUACGAAUUUGCCGCUUUGGAUGAUUUAUCAACUUUUCUUUAACCAUUUGCUCUCUCCGUCUUAAUCACGCACAUUUCACAACCUAUGCUUGCGACUUUGUCCCUUUCCCCACACGAUACCAUGGUCUGGAAACGCGCGCUUGUCGACCCCUACCCCCUAUCGUUCUUUAUCAAAACCUGCAACGUGUGGUGAUACUUUCUAUGUCCUCACUCCCAGAUCGAUCUCUC